Molecule: messenger RNA, 2604 nt
Organism: Didymella exigua CBS 183.55
Lineage: Eukaryota; Fungi; Ascomycota; Dothideomycetes; Pleosporales; Didymellaceae
Exons: 2
Coding region: 75-2444 (789 amino acids)
Biological process (GO): nuclear polyadenylation-dependent rRNA catabolic process; nuclear polyadenylation-dependent CUT catabolic process; nuclear polyadenylation-dependent snRNA catabolic process
Cellular component (GO): nuclear exosome (RNase complex); nucleolus
Molecular function (GO): nucleotide binding; 3'-5'-RNA exonuclease activity; nucleic acid binding
Source: RefSeq, a predicted model, not a curated record
UGCGUCAACAAAGACGCUGAGCUUCAAAUCGCGACCGAGCCCACACUGAAGCAUGUGCAGCGAGUGAAGACGCCAUGGAAUCCUUCAAGUCACUACAGGACGAGAUCUCCAAGGCCCUAGUCUCGACGACGCGCUCUGCGACACGCAUUGCUGGCGCAGACGUUGCGUUCCAGCGGUCGCUGAAUCCAGAUGUCGGUGCAGCCCUCGAUGCGCAGAAUGGGCGCCUUCUCGCUCUUGCGCAACGCCUUCUUGAGAACGCCGCCGCGAGCUCAGACGCCGUAGGUCCCAAGCUACCCGACGUCGAUUCCAUAGACGGCAAUUGGAGGGCGGUCGUUGAUGUCAUCGACAGCUUGCUUGAGAAGGCAGACACGAGCCUUGACGAGUACACGGGGGUGGUGAAGCGGUUGAGUCCUAGCGCGGACCCGGCUGCAGUAAAGGCACGACCCAACAUCGCCGAAAGGAAACACCUCCCGAAACCCCAGCUCACGUUCGACAACGUGCCCACCAACGACGAAACCGGGCCCUUCCGCCCACUGCUGGUCAAAAAGCCGCACGCAAAGAUCCCACUGGAGCAGUGUCUGAAGACCUUCAGAGACAAGCAAGGCCGAGAACAAUACCCCCACCCAUACCAGACCGAGAUUGAACAGUACGAAUUCCCCAAGGCCGUAUACGAGCACGCCGAACCGCAACAAUACCCGCCCUUUGAGGAGACUACAGCCACCUUUGUCGACACACCCGAGGCGGUCGAUGACAUGUUGGCUGAGCUGAAGACUGCGAAAGAGCUGGCUGUGGAUUUGGAGCACCACGACAAUCGCUCGUACAUUGGCAUGGUUUCCCUCAUGCAGAUCAGCACGCGCGACAAGGACUGGAUCGUAGAUACGCUGAAGCCUUGGAGACGGAAGCUGGAAUGUCUCAACGAGGUUUUUGCCGACCCUGGCAUACUGAAAGUCCUUCAUGGAUCCUUCAUGGAUGUCAUCUGGCUUCAACGCGAUCUCGGACUGUAUCUUGUUGGCUUGUUCGACACCUACCACGCGGCACGAUCUCUGGGCUACCCCGGUGCCAGUCUGGCGUACCUGCUCGAAAGGCACGUCAACUUCAAGGCGCAGAAACAGUACCAGAUGGCCGACUGGCGGACCCGACCACUGAGCAAGGAGCUCUUUGAUUACGCUCGCGGGGAUACCCAUUUCCUGCUUUAUGUCUACGACAAGAUGCGAAACGAGCUGGUGGAGAAGUCGGAUUUCUCAGCUGCUGAGAGGAGCAAGGUCCACGACGUCCAAGAAAAGUCAAAAGAGUACGCGCUUCAGCGGUACGAGCACCCCGUCUACGACUGCGAGCUCGGUCUCGGAGGUAGCGGCUGGUACAAGGUCAUCUCAAAAUCACCUGUUACAUUCACACCACAACAAUUCGCUGUCUUCAAGGCAGUGCAUGAAUGGCGCGACACUUUGAGCCGAAAGGAGGACGAGAGUACAUUCUUCGUCAUGCCGAAUCACGCCUUGUUCAGUAUAGCGCGCUCGAUGCCUGUCGACAAACCAGCUCUUUACACCGCCAUACAGCAUGUCUCGCAUCUUGCUCGAGCCCACGCGGACGGGCUCGUAGCUGUCGUUGCUCGUGCGAAGGAAGAGGGCAUCAAUGGUCCCGAAUUGGCUGAUGUUCUUACAAAGAUUUCAGGCAUGCUUGAAGCACAGAGAGCAGCCAAGUAUGCGGAGGAGGCUCCAAAGACGGCUGCACCGGUGCCAGUCGUUGAAGCCGCCACAUCAGCACCGCUCGAAAGCAGUGUUGCCGAGCCAGCAACUCGAUCGUCAUCGUCAGCCUUCUGGGGUUCGUUGUGGUCGUCCGUCGAGGAGUUCGACCGUCGGAGAACAAUUGAUGUCACUCUUGCUGUUCCCUUGCCACCACUGACUGCCGAGAUCUUUGAUGACAAACCUGACACAACCACAUCCAAGCCCGAGAAGCCGCAGUACGUUCGUAAGGAGGAUCGACAGCAAGAGGACCAGAGGACCGACAUGUUCGUGGUAAAGCAGCUUGGCGGUAAGAAGAGGAAGCGUGCAGAAGCCUCGGUCGCCGGAACUCCAGCAAACUCAGCAAUCGAUACCAUGAAAAAUGACGAGACCAUGCUCGACGGCGCAGAUGAACAAGACGAUGAAGAGGCGGCGAGAGCAGCAAGGAAGGCCGCACGCAAGGCCGAGAAGAAACAGAAGAAGCUGGAUGCACAAGCCGCAGCCCUCGAAGCGUCGGGCGAACCCGCGUUCGACUACGCCAACGCACCGACGGUGCUGCACGCCGCGGACGAGCAAGCAAAGCAGGAGGCGCGAGACAGGAAAAAGGACAAAAAGGACAAGAAAAAGAAAGGCUUCCAGGGCUUCGCAGGCCUCACGGACGCGCCCAAGGGGCUGCCGAGGGCGCAGAAGGAGGUCGCAGGACGGAGCAAGACGUUCACGCGAUGAACGUGGAUACUUACUUAGCAUUAUGGGCGUUCUCGGCAUCAUCAGCCUCCUGCAUUGUUUGUACGUAGUUUUGCGCCAUGAUACCGCUGCCCGUCGCGUGUGGAUCACACUCGCCUCGGGUCUUUUUUCCAGACCUACGCUCCUCGCUCGUGAUUGUGCU